AAGGCGUUGGUGGUUGGUGUCCGUCCGAAGAUGCGUUGCGCUCCGGCAGCAUCAGUACCAGCUCCGCCGCGUCACUAAACCGACAAUUACCGUCCGACGGCGGCAGAAAAAACAACCGUUGGUGUUUGCGGCUCGAGCGGCGCCGGUGCUUCGGAAAGAUGGGGGACCAGAAGGAAUCCCUGCGUAAGAUCACCCACACGCUGGCCAUGAAGAACGAGGAGAUAUCGAACUUCGUCUGCACGGUCAAACAGAGCCUCAGCAACUUGGAGUCGAACACCAACAAAGUCCAGGAGGACCUGGAGUCCGAGUUCACCGCCCUCCACGCGGUUCUGGACGAGAUGAAGGAAAGCAUGGUGACGCGCAUCAAGCAGGAGAGAGCCAGCCGCACGUACGACCUUCAGAGUCAGCUGAGCGCCGGCUCCAAAGCCCUGGAGAGUUCGGAGGAGCUGCUGGAGCUGGCCAAUCAGACGCUCUGCUCCUCUGAGAGCGACGGCUUCAAUCAGGCGGCCAAAGAAAUUAAGGAUAGCGUGACAAUGGCUCCGGCCUUCCGCCUCUCCCUGAAGGCUAAAGCCAGCGACAACAUGAGUCACCUGAUGGUGGACUUCAGCCAGGAGAGGGAGGUGUUGCAGGGCCUCAAGUUCCUCCCAGUUCCCGCCACUCCUGAGAUCCAGGUGUCCGAGUCUCAGGUGUGCGACAACACGGUGACGGUGGUCUGGACCUUACCGGAGCCCGACAGCAAGAUCGAACACUACAUCCUGGAGCACCGCCGCACCAACCACGAGGGCCCGCCGCGCAUCAGGGAGGACUACCCCUGGAUGGUGGUGGAGGGGAUACGAGAGCUGGAGCACACACUCACCGGUCUCCGCUUCGACACCCGGUACAUCACGUUCAGGGUGAAGGCGUGUAACAAGGCGGUGGCCGGAGAGUUCUCUGAGCUGAUCACGCUAGAAACCCACGCCUUCACCUUCAAGCUGGACGCCGCUUCGUGCCACCAGAACCUGAAGGUGGAGGACCUGAGCGUGGAGUGGGACAGCUGCGGAGGGAAGAUACAGGACAUCCGCAAAGAGAAGACGAGAACCAACUCCCCGAUGCACUCCCCGGCCAGGUCGGCCCUGAUGUCGCCGAAGAGAGCGCCGAGCGCCCGGCCCGGCAGAGACCGAUUCACGGCCGAGUCCUACACGGUGCUGGCCGACACGGUGAUCGACGCCGGCCAGCAGUACUGGGAGGUGCGCUUCGACAAGGAGAGCAAAGCCUUCGCGGUGGGCGUGGCCCUGCGCAGCCUGGGCCGCUUCGACCAGCUGGGCAAGAGCAGCGCCUCCUGGUGCAUCCACCUGAACAACUGGCUGCAGCAGAGCCUCACGGCCAAGCACAACAACAAGGCGCGGGCGCUGGACUGCGCCAUCCCGGACCGCAUCGGCGUCUACGUGCACUACGACGAAGGCAUCCUGUCUUUCUACAACUCCAAAACCAAACAGCUGAUGCACACCUUCAAAACCAAGUUCCAGCAGCCGGUCAUACCAGCGUUCAUGGUGUGGAACGGUAGUUUCUCCGUGGUGACGGGCCUGCAGGUUCCCAGCGCCGUGCAGAGCGGGCAGAGGAAGAACAGCGGCACCAGCAGCUCCAACGCCAGCCUCACUUAGCUCCGCCUCCUCUCCGGCGGCGCUCUAAGCCAUAUCGUAUCAAAGAGUUGCAUCACCGCGACGUUCUUUUCGGGGGGCGGAGCUAGUCGUCUGCGGCGGCGGUGACGGGACUCUCCAGAUGUUCGGCUGACUGUCGGAGACACGUUGGCUGAUAGUCUCGCUCGUGGUUUCCUCUCGCCUCAUUUUAAGCACUGAUCCACUGCUGCUAGAGCAAAGACUUAGCGCUGGCCGCUGCCUUUCCUUCCUUCCUUUCCUCCUUCCUUCCUUCCUUGCCAUCACCAUCGCUGUCGUGUCGUAGCUGCAGGCUCGGUGUGGAGGCCGGUCCUGUCCGCUCUCUCCUGUGCCUUCCUUCUCUCGACGACGCUCACUUCUACGAUGCAUCGUGAACGAGCGCGUUAUAAUCUGUUUAUCGCACUUAUCGGCAUUCGGAAGUAUUCAUAAAGAUUUAUGACUAUGAUCAAAACACAUAAAGCAUUUAAAAAUGGCGGAUAAAGUCAUGUAUCAGAAUACUUCAUAAUGCAUUUAUUCAAGGUUAAUUGUGGGAUUAUAUAUUCCCCUAAAUGUUAUUCUAAUCCCAUUAUAAUGUGAUUUUAAAUGUACUCUUAAGUGGUUAUUGUUUGCUUUAAGAAAAUAUUCAAUAACAACACACACAACUUAAUUGUUACAAUUAUAUUAUUGGUACAUAAGAUAGUAAUACAUUACAAUAUUUUAUAAUGUAUUAUCAAACUAUUUUAUUAAUUAUAAUUAUAAUAAUUCAGUUUUUGUGUUGAUUUUUUUUCUCACUUAAAGCAAACAAUGACCACUUGGAGUUAAUUAUAAUGACGUAAUAAUGUAUUAUAACAGUCAUUAUAAUCCAUUCUACAAAUAGUUGAUUGUUUUACAACUAACUUAUUAAAAUACACUAUUUAUUCAAAUUAUGCAAUUAUAAAGUUGUACGAUACUGGACCUUAUAAAUCGUGAUAAAAGGCUUUAAAAUGCGUCAUAAAUCAUUGUUAAUAUUUACGAAUGCUUCUAAUCAAACGGCGCGAGUUUAAAAAAGCGUUAAACCGACUUCUCCCGCUGUGUUCAUUAAGAACGUGUCAUUAAAACACAGCUCGGUGGUAAUUAUCACCCACUGAACCCGCCUCGACCAAUCAGCCGGCCCUAUUUAACCCAAAUAACAAUCUGCUCCUUAGACGCUGCUGAAUAGAACGUAGUUCAUUAUAUCAGGAUUAUUUUUAAUGUCUACAACACACACAUAUGAGAGAUGUUGUGUUUCACUUUUUGAGGUUCAGCACAGAAAGUUAGAAAAUGAGCUUUUUAUGUCUGAUGACGCCUUCGGGGGUUUUAGGAAAUAACAGUACUGUAUUCAUUCACCUGACUGCACCCCAAUGCUUGUUGUGUACAGUGUGUGUGUGUGUGUGUGUCUCUAUACCUAAUCACACGCCUUUAUUUAGGAAUCUAAUUAUGAGUCUCUAGUCCAAAUAGCUAUCACGUCUCCUCUGCUAACACAUUGUAUUAUGAGGGUUUAGCCGGGUCCGGGGUCUGGCUUAAGUCUGGAAAGCUUUCAAAAGGACGUUGAUUUCAUUUUCACAGAUUAUUGUAAAUAAGUUUUCAUUUUUUCGAUGCAUCGUCGGUGGUCAUUGAAGUAUUAAAAAAGGAGCGAGAACACUUUGUUCUUGGAUUUCUGCUUCAACGAGUAAUAAAACGGAAAGUAAGAAACAAAUCUCGACUGUUUUUAUACGAAAAAGAAAUAAUAACGUUGUACAGGAACAUCCCGAAACUGCUGCAUGGCACAUACUACACGUUGCUUGUUCACAUUUAUAUGAUAUGUGAUGGAAGCAAGAGUUUAACUUUACUGAAAAGAUAAAUAUAUAUAUAGAUCUGUGUAUAUUCUCUAUAUAUAGAGAGAGAAAUAAUACUAUCACAUACAAUGGGUACAGAAACCACAACUCAUCUCUAUUCUUUCAUUCUGAAGCUGCAUCGAUCAGUCGAAAAUACAUUUGAAUUAUUUGAAUAAAUCGAUUAAUUGUUCAAAGUAUUUUGUUUUAAAUAUGGAGAUUUCCAGCCUCUCUUUUUAUAUUUGAUAUUAUAUACAUAUUAAAACAUUUAAAGACUGGGA
Messenger RNA from Pseudoliparis swirei, 3741 nucleotides. RefSeq names its product fibronectin type III and SPRY domain containing 1 (gene fsd1). The transcript has 13 exons. Gene Ontology annotation, molecular function: protein binding. Bases 159 to 1640 code for a protein of 493 amino acids. Lineage: Eukaryota; Metazoa; Chordata; Actinopteri; Perciformes; Liparidae. The record is from RefSeq and is a predicted model, not a curated record.